AUGGAGGUCAUGCAGGGAGCUGCACGGGGACCCCAGCUGCUGCAGCUGGGAGCUGGGGUGAUGGCUUUGCUGUUGGCAGUUGUAGCUGUGAGCUCCCUGCCCUCCCUGAUAGAUUACUGGAGGCGCUGGUGGGUGCUGAAGCCAGUACCGGGUGUCAGCCCCUGCUAUCCUGUGCUGGGAAAUGCUCUACUCUUGGAGCGGAAGGGAGAAGGUUUUUUUAAACAACUGCAAGUUUAUGUUGAAGAGUUCAGGAGCUGGCCAUUGCUGAAACUUUGGAUAGGACCAUUGCCUGUCAUGGUUUUGUAUCACCCUGAGAGUGUGGAGGUCAUUCUGAACAGCUCAAAGCAUAUAGAAAAAUCAUACAUGUACAAAUUCCUACACCCUUGGCUGGGCACUGGACUUCUGACAAGCACUGGAGACAAGUGGCGAUUGCGGAGGAAGAUGAUAACUCCCACGUUUCACUUCACGAUCUUAGCUGACUUUCUAGAGGUUAUGAAUGAACAAGGAACUAUUUUAUUGGAGAAACUUGAGAAGCAUGUUGACAAGGAGCCAUUUGAUGUCUUUCUGGACAUCACUCUGUGUGCCCUUGAUAUCAUCUGUGAAACAGCGAUGGGCAAGAAUGUGGGUGCUCAGGAGAAUAAGGAUUCUGAUUAUGUUCAUGCUAUCUACAGGAUGAGCGAUCUAAUCCAACAGCGACAGAUGAGCCCGUGGCUUUGGCCUGAUGUUGUAUAUUCGCUGUUCAAGGAAGGAAGAGAGCAUGAGAGGAACCUCAAGAUCCUUCACAAUUUUACAGAUACAGUCAUUGCAGAAAAAGUUGCAGAACUUGAAAAUGCCAAGCAAACAAAAUGUGAUACUGAUGGCAGCUGUGAAGAAAGUGGGUCCAAAAAGAGAAAAGCUUUCCUAGACAUGCUGCUGAAUGCAACAGAUGAUGAAGGGAACAAAUUGGACUACAAGGAUAUUCGUGAAGAAGUGGAUACUUUCAUGUUUGAG
Messenger RNA from Nestor notabilis (Kea), 990 nucleotides. RefSeq names its product cytochrome P450 4V2-like. Gene Ontology annotation, molecular function: iron ion binding; monooxygenase activity; heme binding. The transcript has 7 exons. The record is from RefSeq and is a predicted model, not a curated record. NCBI's taxonomy places the organism in Eukaryota, Metazoa, Chordata, Aves, Psittaciformes, Psittacidae. The annotation marks the transcript as partial.